This is a messenger RNA of Diaporthe batatas, 1589 nucleotides long. RefSeq lists its product as uncharacterized. The record is from RefSeq and is a predicted model, not a curated record. The transcript has 4 exons. Gene Ontology annotation, cellular component: extracellular region. The coding region runs from base 346 to 1284 and encodes 312 amino acids. NCBI's taxonomy places the organism in Eukaryota, Fungi, Ascomycota, Sordariomycetes, Diaporthales, Diaporthaceae.
CAAGCGGCAGGGGUCGCUUGCAGUGCCUCGAAACCUAGUCGCUUGUCCCAUACAUGGCGUGGCUGUGUUUAUUCCCAUUGGGGUGAGGCUGGGAGUAAUCCCGCUUCCAAGAUGCCAAACGAAGGCCCGUUCGUUGAGACUCAAAACGUCCAAAGAAAAGGGCCUUUUGAGAUGGAACUAUUUAUGUCGACGAGGCCCCUUCGAGCUUCUUCUCUUUCCUCUUCGUACUCGGUGCAUCACUCCUUCGAAAGCAGAUAUUAACCCAUUCCUUACCCUUUCACUUCCGAGGCACUGGAUGCCGGUCACGCCAAGGCGACUUUCACACCAAGACUAAUAACAAGCAACAUGAAGUUCACACUCCUGACGACGCUCCUCGCGGGCUCGGCCAUUGCGGCGCCCUCCCUGAGCAAGAGAGACCUGGCGACGGUCCAGCAGGCCAUCGGCACAGUCCAGACAGCCCUCGACGGGCUCGGAACCGCCGUCAACGCAGUCAGCGCCACGGACCCGAACAGUCUGCAGGGAGUCCUCACCGCCAGCACCGACGCACAAAACUCCAUCAAGGCCGCCACCACACAGAUCCAGGGCACCGACGCGCUCUCCCUGACGGACGCCCUGUCCCUGCAGCAGACCGCCACCGGCCUCACCACCUCAGCCAACACGACCGUGCAGACCCUCAUCGCCAAGAAGCCCGUCUUUGACCAGCUUGGCGUCUCCUCCAUCGUCGCCACCCAGCUGACCGACCAGAAGACCGCGGCCUCUGCCCUCGGUGACGCAGUUGUGCAGAAGAUCCCCGCCAUUGGCCAGGGUAUCGCACAGCAGUCUCUCGGCCAGAUCAACACUGCUCUCGACUCUGCGAUCCAGACCUAUUCAGCUGGUGGAGCUGCGGCAGGUGGCGCAGCUUCGGGCGCAGGAAACGCCACCGGCGCCGCAGGUGGCGCCACGAAGGCAGGCAACGGAACGUCGACCACCGAGCCCAAGGCCGGUGGCGCCGCACCCAAGGCCGGUGCCGGUGCCGGGACCUCUACUGGCGCCGCACCCAAGGCAUCUGCGAAGCCUGCUGCCGCCGCCCCAGCGGCCCCGGCUGCCCCAGCUGCCGGCGGAGCCGGAGGCCUAGGUGCUCUGCUUGGUGGACUCACGGGAGGCGCUGGAGGAGCUGGUGGUGCCGGAGGCCUUGGUGCUCUUCUCGGAGGACUUACAGGAGGUGCUGGUGCGGCCGGUGGAGCGGCAGGCGGUGCUGCAGGCGGUGCGGGCGGCUUGGGUGCCCUUCUUGGUGGAUUGGCCUAAGCAGUUCGCUCUCAACAUGGGUCGACCAGGGUAUAAGCUCUCUGGACCUUUGGUUUCAUUUAGUGGCAGACCGACCGCCCGCCCGAGUGCGUUCUGGGCCCGCUGCUUGAUGUAGCGGAACCGGGUGCUAUCUCGCGACGACUUACGAAUUCCCUUGAAUCCUUUACAUAGUGUCUAGUACACUUAAAACUGUCAAUGCAUGUAGAUUACCUCCCGGAUGUGUGUGGGCUGCUGGGCGAUACUUCAGGAUCGGAGCGUCCAUGAUACUGUAGAUAACAGCAAAUCAAGCGUGUGUUCUUCAUCCA